UUGUACAUGAGCUCGAUAACGAUAUAAGGAAAUUGUCAUAUUCAUAUGCAUACGUAGAAAACUCAAAAUUUAAGUUUGUUUGGAAUAUUCGGUCAAUAUGGCUUCCGCAGGAAAAAAGGGUAAAAAGAACAAGGGAACUGUCAUUUCGCUGCAAUCGUUUCUUUCUAAUGGUGACACACCAGCCGGAACAACGCAAGUUUCGAAAAAAAUUAGAAACUUGGAUGGCGAUGAUAGUGAUGACGGUAGUAGCACAUUACCUUCAGUUUAUCAGCUUCCUACUGCGCCUCGAGCAAAUCGGAUAUUUGAUGAUAAUUCCAUUCCGCACAGGCCUCCUUUCAUAGCUUAUAUCAAUAACUUGCCUUUUGAUGCGAACGAAGACGACCUUUAUGAAUUUUUUGGGUCUAUAAAUUUGAUAUCGUUGAGACUACCUCGGGAAGAUGGUGAAAACGGACGCUCCCGUGGUUUCGGCUAUGUGGAAUUAGAAAGCAGAGACGAUUUAAUUCAUGUUCUUAGCUUGCCAGACCCAUCCAUUAAAGGACGUCGCAUUCGUAUAGAGCUGUCGAAUGAAAAUGACCAGCAAAACCGUCCAAAAACGAAUCGUCGGUUUGAGGGGUUUGGUAAUAGCAGUGACAAUAGAGACUCUGUGAAUUGGAGGCGGGAUAGUCAAAAUAAUGGCAGUAGUGUUGGUGGAUAUGCAGCGAAUUUCGACAGAAGCUUUAAUCGAGAAAGAAAGCCUAUAACUGAAAGGGAAGAAACCAACGCACCUGGAUCUUGGCGCACAAGCGUAAGACCUCAAUCCAAUGAUUCUUCGCCUCCGCGGAGAGACUUUGAUAAAAUUAAUGAAAAAUUUCGAGAUGGUCGCGGAAAAAAUAUUGAACGUUAUGUAACAGAUGAUGAUUCUAAACUAGAAGAAAGACCAAAGUUAAACUUGAAACCUCGAACGCUACCUUUACCAGAUAUAAAGACAAACUCAGAUUUCGAAGAUGCUGAUAUCAAUGAAACAAAUGUUUCAAAGCAGGGCGUAACACCAUCAUUAAAUGUGUUUGGAUCAGCUAAGCCAGUAGAUACAGCUUCGAGAGAAUUAGAGAUAGAAGAACGAUUAGCAUACGCUCGGAGGCAAGAUAAGAUUCGACACGAAGAAGAGCAUUUAAAUGAAAAACUGGCAGAAGUUCAAAUAGAUACAAAUGAAAAUGAGAGUAUCAAUGCAUCUGUCAAUUGGCGCCAAAAUCAAGAGAACAGCGACGAUAACAAAGCUAACGUGUGCUCACAGGAUGAUAGACGUCGUGAUGAUUUUAAUAGAUCUAACAAAGUUCGUGACCAUGACAGAUCUGAAAAUGUAAAAGGAAAAAUAAGCACAAACGACGACGGAAAGUACAAAGAGGAUAACAAGAACACACGUAAUGAUCGAGAACAGCCCAAGUAUCAUCCUAACCAGACUGGACCAGAGCUUAUGAAUUCGAAUUCAGCCGUAUGUGUAUAUUUGAUAAGCGGUGUUCUGAAACGUAUUCUGAUUGGCUUGCGAAAAAUGACUGCGAUGUAAAAACACCUGAAAAUAGUAUUGAGCGUGGUCGUCUCAAAACUAAUUUCUCUCAAUCCUCAAGACGAACAAAAAGACGACGAAUAGCAGAGAUAGCCGAACCGGAUGAGUCUGCUGCUGAUUGCUUGCGUUUUGCUACUGAACAAGCCAAUUGCAAAAAAAUCUCGCCUGCAAGCACUAUUGCGCUUAUGAUGGGAACGAAUUUAACGAAGCACUGAACUGUUUGGCUAUGAUAAUGUUCUAGAAUAAAAAAAAAAAAAAUGGUAUCCGGAAAAUAUAAAUGUUAGCGAAUCACAUGCUGAAGUCGAGCUUCAAAGUUUAUUGGACCGCCCUCCAAACCGUUCAGGUUGCAUGAUAAUGUUAUAAAUGAUGUUUUCAGUGAAACUAUGAACAACCUCAAACUUAUAGGAAAAUUAGGCUUCGACGGAUGUUCUGGGUACAGCGAAUACGAAAAAUAAUAGAGAACAGUAAUUUGGAAGACAGCCACAUGUUCCACAGAAGCCAAAGACAGUAUUAAAUAAAACUUUUUCCGAUCUCUUGCAAUUAAAUAUAUAAAAAUAC
Drosophila obscura is the source of this 2098-nucleotide messenger RNA. RefSeq names its product eukaryotic translation initiation factor 4B (gene eIF4B). The record is from RefSeq and is a predicted model, not a curated record. The transcript has 5 exons. Gene Ontology annotation, molecular function: RNA binding. The coding region runs from base 98 to 1540 and encodes 480 amino acids. NCBI's taxonomy places the organism in Eukaryota, Metazoa, Arthropoda, Insecta, Diptera, Drosophilidae.